Aaosphaeria arxii CBS 175.79 is the source of this 1093-nucleotide messenger RNA. Its product is annotated as mitochondrial fission 1 protein. Gene Ontology annotation, molecular function: protein binding. NCBI's taxonomy places the organism in Eukaryota, Fungi, Ascomycota, Dothideomycetes, Pleosporales. Gene Ontology annotation, biological process: peroxisome fission; mitochondrial fission; autophagy of mitochondrion. Gene Ontology annotation, cellular component: peroxisomal membrane; mitochondrial outer membrane. Bases 275 to 736 code for a protein of 153 amino acids. The transcript is spliced from 3 exons. The record is from RefSeq and is a predicted model, not a curated record.
UUAGCUCUCUGGUGAUGCGCUUGAGACCUGACAACCUCGUUAACUUUUUAGUGUGUACGUCACUUGCCCACGUCUUGAGACCAGUGAGACGACCUCCUAGAAUCAUAUCUAUAGGAGUACUUUGUCUCUGGCUCUAUCAGUUAUAGGCCACGGAAGUCUCCCAGACAUACAGACCGCACACACACACAUACACAGGCAGGGUGCAUCCACUUUCCUCAACCUCCACCGCCACCCUUCAUCACUGUUUUGAUCUGCCUAAACACGACCAUUGACCAUGACAUCCUCAUUACCCUAUGCGGCCGACGUUGAGAGUCCACUGAAGCCAGAUGAACUCCAAGUUCUACGAGCGCAAUUCGAAAAAGAAGGAGAAUACGUUGGACUACAAACAAAGUUUAACUAUGCUUGGGGUCUCAUAAAAUCGAAUCAUCGCGCGGAGCAGCAAGAAGGUGUUCGCCUACUUUCCGAAAUCUUCCGCAACUCCCGUGAACGGCGGCGAGAGUGCCUCUACUAUCUUGCACUGGGCAAUUACAAGCUAGGGAAUUACGCUGAAGCACGGCGGUACAACGAAUUGCUCUUGGAGUUGGAGCCUGCGAACUUGCAAGCAGGAAGCCUGAAGAAUCUCAUUGACGAGAAGGUCGCAAAGGAGGGCUUGGUGGGCGUGGCGAUUGUGGGCGGCCUGGCAGUUGCAGCUGGUAUCGUGGGUAGUAUCCUUUUCAAAGGUGCAAGAAGGAGGUAAGAAGAAGGCACGGCUUUGUGGAGAGUGUUUUACAACAGGAGAUUUCAUCUUAUGUUGCAUGGAAUGGCGAUGCGAAAUGCUUUCCUGUAAUGAUGUGAAGGUAUGGGUUUGUGCAAAGGCGUCACAUGGUGUGUAUAUAUUGCUGGCAUGUAUUGACUCGAAGUCUUCCACUCCACCAGCUCUGUCUGUACGUUUGUAUUCGAGCUCCCGCGACGAGCCAGUGCUGAAGACCAUAAGUAUCUGAAUGCGGGUGGGUGUUGUGACUGUAUCCUCCCAAUCAUGUGGCGGGGUCUCAUAAUUGGCCUAGUCAGAAGACAGGCAAACAGCAUGCCACUUUGCUCGUUACUGCUUUAUUUC